Messenger RNA from Oreochromis niloticus (Nile tilapia), 2602 nucleotides. It is a transcript of the gene masp1, whose product is annotated as MBL associated serine protease 1. Gene Ontology annotation, molecular function: calcium ion binding; serine-type endopeptidase activity. Gene Ontology annotation, cellular component: extracellular region. NCBI's taxonomy places the organism in Eukaryota, Metazoa, Chordata, Actinopteri, Cichliformes, Cichlidae. Gene Ontology annotation, biological process: complement activation; proteolysis. The record is from RefSeq and is a predicted model, not a curated record.
GUUCCUCCAGGCUGCUUCGGCAUGGCACGUGAUGACGUCAGCAUCUCAGGGUGAAGCCCGGGGGUCGGUGUCCGGAGGAGCACAGAGGAGCGGAGGAGCCGCCGGAGGAGCAGACAGUAGCUGCCACCACCAACAUGAGACUCGUCCUCAUCUCGCUGAUCUUCUCGCUCGGACUCGGUGCUCAGCAGCUGUCGCUGUCGGGGAUGUACGGCAGCCUGCGCUCACCAAACUUCCCGGAGCCGUAUCCCCGGGAGACGCAGCUGCGCUGGAACAUCAGCGUUCCAGACGGCUUCCGGAUCAAGCUCUACUUCAGCCACUUCGACCUGGAGCCGUCUUACCUGUGCGAGUAUGACUACGUCAAGGUGGAGGCUGAGGGAGAGGUGCUGGCGCUGUUCUGUGGGAAGGAGCAGACGGACACGGAGGUGGUGCCGGCUCAGCAGGCCCUCACCUCCCCCAGAAACUCCCUCAGCCUCCUCUUCUCCUCCGACUUCUCUGACGAGGAGCGGUUCUCCGGGUUCGUGGCUCACUACAACGCUGUGGACAUAGACGAGUGCAGCGAGCAAAGCGACAGGGACGUGCUCUGCGAUCAUUUCUGCCACAACUACAUCGGAGGAUACUACUGCUCCUGUCGCUAUGGUUACCUGCUGCACUCCAACAACCACACCUGCAGAGUAGAGUGCAGCAGCGAUGUGUUCAGGGAACGCUCCGGAGUUCUGAGCAGCAUUGACUUCCCUGCUCCGUACCCAAAGAGCUGCGAGUGCUCGUACCGCAUCGAGGUGGAGGACGGCUUCAGGCUCCACCUCCAGUUUGACUCACGCUUUGAUGUGGAGGAUCACCCUGACGUCAGCUGUCCCUACGACUACAUUAAGAUUAAAGCAGGAAGUGCUGAGUUCGGUCCGUUCUGCGGCGAUCGAUCUCCAGGAGUCAUUCAGACUGACAGCAACGUGGCCUCCGUCGUGUUCCGCAGCGAUAACUCCGGAGAAAACCUCGGCUGGAGGCUCAGCUACACGGCUACAGGAAGUCAAUGUCCCGUGCCUGAGACUCCGCCCAACACCCUGAUGAACCCUUUCCAAUCAGAAUACUUCUUUAAAGACCACAUCCUGUUUACCUGUGAGCCUGGAUACCACCUGCUGAAGGACGGAGGUCACCUGGAUCACUAUCAGAUUGACUGCCGGGCCGACGGAUCGUGGAGCGACCGUCCUCCUCCGUGCCAUAUGGUGGAUUGUGGGAGUCCAAAGAUGGUCGACAUGGCUGAUGUGGUGUUUGGUAACCAUGACAACAGCACACUGUUUGGGGCGACCGUUCAGUACGUGUGCAGGGAGGGCGGCGUCCAGCUGAACACUUCAUACAGGUGUGGUCUGAGUGGAGACUGGGUCGAUUCAGAAGGAAGAAGCACACUACCCACCUGUCUGCCAGGCUGCGGCCAGCUAUCCCGCCCUCUCCCCCCUCAGGUGAAGCGGAUUGUGGGCGGUCGUAGCUCCGAGCCUGGCUUCUUCCCCUGGCAGGUCCUGCUCAGUGUGGAGGACCUGUCCAGGGUCCCAGAGGACCGCUGGUUCGGCUCCGGGGCCCUGCUGUCGGAGUCCUGGGUCCUCACAGCUGCCCACGUCCUGCGGGCCCUGAGGAGGGACACCAGCGUCAUCCCCGUGGCCGCUGACCACGUCAAGGUCUUCCUUGGUCUCCACGACGCCAGAGACAAACGUCGGGCCACCAACCGCUCCGUGGACCGGAUCUUCCUCCACCCGGACUUCCAACCCAACAACUACAACAACGACAUCGCCCUGCUGAGGCUGAGUGAGCGGGUGGAGUUUAACCAGCUCAUCCGUCCGGUCUGUCUCCCACCGCCUCACACACAGGAUGACCCCCCGGCACCUCUCCCCAACUCUCUAGGUGUAGUUGCUGGUUGGGGAAUCUCCAACCCCAAUGCCUCUACUUCUUCCUCCCCCUCAUCCACUCUGACCUUUGACCCUGUGUUGGACGCCGACCUCGAGAUGACCUCUGACCUCCUGCAGUAUGUGAAGCUGCCGGUGGUCUCCCAGGCCGAGUGUGAGGCGAGCUACGCCUCCCGCUCCAUCAGCUACAACAUCACUGACAACAUGUUCUGUGCCGGCUUCUUCGAGGGGGGCGGGACACCUGCUGGGGACAGCGGGGGUGCGUUUGUGAUGGAGGACGAGGUCAGCCGGAGGUGGGCGGUGUUUGGGUUGGUAUCCUGGGGCGGACCGGAGGAGUGCGGGAGUCGGAGAGUGUAUGGAGUCUACACCCGAGUAGCCAAAUAUGUGGAGUGGAUAGAGAGUCACCUUCACGCUGCCCCCUGGUGGUGAUGCUGUUUAAGGCUUUUCAAACCACCUGUAGGAGCAAAUGUCCCAGUUUUAAAAAAAGUACCCUUUAACUUUAGUCCCGCCUUCCUCCUGAAUCAAAUGCUCAUUUCAGCUCAGUUCCGCCUCCCGCACAGAUGCUUCAGCCUGCCAACCUGCAAGCCGCUUUGCAGUCCACCUCCACCUAGAGCUGGGCGAUAGAACGAUAACGAUAUGUGUUGUGAAAUAACUUUUUCUCGAUAGAAAAAUUAAACUAUUGCGAUAGGCCUCAUCUCUCUUGUCCUCUUAAA